Dioszegia hungarica is the source of this 2016-nucleotide messenger RNA. RefSeq names its product peptidase family C50-domain-containing protein. The transcript has 7 exons. The coding region runs from base 1 to 2016 and encodes 671 amino acids. Gene Ontology annotation, biological process: proteolysis; meiotic chromosome separation. NCBI's taxonomy places the organism in Eukaryota, Fungi, Basidiomycota, Tremellomycetes, Tremellales, Bulleribasidiaceae. Gene Ontology annotation, cellular component: centrosome; nucleus; mitotic spindle pole body. Gene Ontology annotation, molecular function: cysteine-type endopeptidase activity. The record is from RefSeq and is a predicted model, not a curated record.
AUGAGCUCCCUGACCGAUUCUACCAUCGCCAUGCCCAUGUCUACCCUUACUCGCCGCACGCAAGACCGGCACUCGACCCGCCGGACCGUCAACACCCUGCUUGCCAAGUCUGCUGCGGCAUUCCAGUCCGCUCUGGAGCUCAUGGAUCAGGAUGGACAGGUGGAGGAUGUACGUGGAGCGAGCAUGAGCCUGGCGUUGCUUCAUGCUUUCCAGACGAGUUUGGGCGAGGGUGGGGAGGGGCUGACUAGGGCUGCUGCGGAUCUUCUUGCCUCCACCGCGUCAAUAACAAUGCGGCGUGAGAUGGUUGAUAUCAUCGAGGCCAAAUUCAUCGAUGGACCGCUGGACGAUCUCAAGUGGCCUUCGCUACCGCCACAGGCCGCCGCCGCCGACAACGAGAGCGAUUCGGACGCGGACGAAGCCAUCCGAUCCGCUUGGACGACCAUCUCGAACCGGCUCCAGAGCCCACGCCUCGCAUCGUCUCCACCCGUUGACCUGUCCUCCCUCCCCCACAACUGGGCUGUCGUCAGCAUCUCCGUCGCAUCUGAUCAUUCCACCAUGUUCCUCUCUCGGCACCAACGAGACCAUCCACCGCUCGUCCUCUGCCUUCCGCUCGAUCGUACAGGAGAACGCGAGAGCGAGGAGAAUGAGCUCCCGUUCCAAGCUGCCCUCGACGAGCUGCAGGAAAUCGUCAGGGAGAGCGAUGAUCAGGCGCAGGCGGCCAAGCAUAUUUCAGACAGCGAGGCAAAGCAGGAAUGGUGGGCCUUCCGGACGGCGCUCGAUGAGCGCAUGGGCGAGCUGUUGGCAAGUAUGGAAAAGAACUGGCUGGGUUCAUUCAAGUCUAUACUGAAGCCUCAAUCUUCCGUCACGCCGAAUAGGAUCCAGGUCCUCCGGCGCAAGAUGGAGAAGAUCUUCAAUGAGGCUCUAGCGGGUAUCGGAACGGAUCUGCGCCGCGUCAAGACGGUUCGACUGGACGAUGCGGUCCUUGCGUGCUUUGCGACGCUAGAUGGGCAGACGACGGACGAGGAGAUUGAGGAUCUGGUGUACUUUGUGCUGGACUUUUAUGGGUUUCAUGGGAUACCUGUCGCUAUCGCCGAACUGGAUAUCGAUCAGAUCGGCGUGGACGUCAAACAAGCCCUACACGAAAUCGCCAUUUCCCACUCCACUCCACCUACCUCCGCACAGCCGGAACACCUCCUCCUCGUACUCGACAAGAACGUCCAGGGCUUCCCAUGGGAGUCCAUCCCCGUCCUCCGAGGUCUGCCCGUCAGCCGGAUCCCAUCCCUCCCUUUCCUACUCGACCAUCUCGAGUUUGCCCGGCUCACCUCCCCCGAAAAGGCCGGUCUGCUCUCCGUGAAUGCCCGCAAAGUCUUCUACGUCUUGAAUCCCUCGGGCGAUCUCGCGCGGACGCAGACACACUUUGAGCCGUGGUUGGAGCAGAUGAAGGCUAGGGCUGGAUGGAAGGGCAUUGUCGGGCGUCCGCCGACGGAUAUGGAGCUGGCGAAUGCGCUGAGGGAUUGUGAUCUUGUCUUAUACUUUGGACACGGCGGUGCUGAACAGUAUAUCCGGUCAAAGAAGGUUCGGGUCUUGCCCAAAUGCGCAACUACCAUGCUUUGGGGUUGUUCCUCAGGCCACUUGAAGGAUCAAGGGGAUCUGGAUCGUACAGGCACAGCUUGGACAUACAUGAUGGCUGGAUGUCCAAGUCUCAUCGCCAAUCUCUGGGACGUGACCGACCGAGAUAUCGACCGCCUCUCCACAGAAGUACACAAGAAGCUCGGCCUAGACGCAUCCCACCUAGGCUCCUCCUCAUCCUCCACCGGCCUAUCCACUGCCUCUUCGUCUUUCUCCCUGGCGCCUAGACGGCUGGGCGGGAAAUCUGCACCAUCCGAACCGGCGCUUCUGCCGCUGAGCGGACUGUCCACGGUCCAGGCACUGAAUUCCAGUCGGGAUGAUUGUCGUCUAAAGUACUUGACAGGAGCGGCGCCGGUGGUUUAUGGUCUGCCGGUCUACAUGUUCUAG